Messenger RNA from Ascochyta rabiei, 1239 nucleotides. RefSeq lists its product as uncharacterized. The coding region runs from base 1 to 1239 and encodes 412 amino acids. The record is from RefSeq and is a predicted model, not a curated record. The transcript is spliced from 3 exons. Lineage: Eukaryota; Fungi; Ascomycota; Dothideomycetes; Pleosporales; Didymellaceae.
AUGCCUCAUCCUUCUGAGAGUUCUGGAGCGAUCAUUCCAACUAAGAAGAAAAAUAGAUCCACGGCUUCAAGGACGUCGUGGAUGAUUAGAAACACUAAUCUCCUGCUGCGAUCAAUCCUAGCUACCUCGCUCGAGCCCGAUGAUGUAGCCGUUUCAUCAAAACCCGGGUUUGAGACUCUAUGCAGCUACAACUGGCUGAACGAUGGUAGUGCAAUCAUCGUCCCAGGUGGUCCACCCCAAUGGAACCCCCAACCUUUGCCAAUCACUCUACCUCAAGACACAGGACGUCAAUUCGUAGAUCUGAACGCUUUUCGUAUCCCGAGAUACCCAUUUGAGCCUGCGUUCCGAGCAUUGUCAGCCAUGAAUACAGGUGCUCAGCUGGAUGAUGUUGAUAUUAUCUUGAAUCGCAACAGCCUGCGCAAAUUGCUUGACUUUGCAGCAGGUAGACGACAGGACCCUUUCCGAGUGGACCUGAAUAUGGUCAAAAACACGCUUUUCAUCAGCCGCAAGGAAAAGACUGCCCAAAGGAUGAUCCACGGCGCUGCCAAUUCCGGAUAUGGUCAUAGUUUUGAAACAGCUUUUACUAAACCCCAGACCGGAUUGAACCAGUCGAGUAGCCAUCACAGAGUCAUACGAUACAAGCUCGGUGGCCUCGAUUGCGUUGUUCGGUUCGAAGUCGAUGCGUACUACGAAGAAAAGCACACGCAAGGUCCCUCCACCGCUGCGGGGGUACUUAUCGACGACAUCGUCACGUCACUGACGAGUCUGUCUUUCGGUCAGACACAAGCAAGUGAAGCGCCUGAAGGAUCUACCCGGGUCAUAAUGAAGGGCCCCCCUGUGCGAUCAGAGAAGCUGGCUGAGCUAAAGGCUCACAAAGUUGCAAGGACUAGUCAAGCCAUGCCGCAGCUCUGGUUCGGUCGAACACACUACUUGAUCACCGGGAAACAUACUGAAGGUACCGUCCACUCAAUCAGCUGUAACAAUAUUGAGGAGAAAUUUGAAGAUUGGGAGACGACCAAUCAACAGACCCUGCGUAAGCUAGUCAGCUUGCUCAAAGAGCUGAAAGGCAUCGCGAGCACGACCAAAGAUCGGACCGCGAUAGUGUUGUGCAAAGAAAAAGGUGCGCCUUUGACAGUCUUCAGCACCAAACAAACCAUCACUGUUUUGCCGACGGAUAUCACAAGGAGACAUUGGAAGCCCAGAGUAAAGAGCAGAAGGCGACCACCCCCACAGUCCUAA